This is a messenger RNA of Histoplasma capsulatum G186AR, 1251 nucleotides long. RefSeq names its product oxidoreductase. The record is from RefSeq and is a predicted model, not a curated record. Lineage: Eukaryota; Fungi; Ascomycota; Eurotiomycetes; Onygenales; Ajellomycetaceae. Gene Ontology annotation, molecular function: 2,4-dienoyl-CoA reductase (NADPH) activity. The transcript has 6 exons. Bases 90 to 1040 code for a protein of 316 amino acids. Gene Ontology annotation, biological process: fatty acid catabolic process.
AGUAUUAAGGCGGAAAUCUAACUUUCGUUGGAACCAAUAUCAAUCCGCGGAUAGAGCCGUGUCGCUUUUGUCUGAGGCGCCUUUUAAGGAUGUCUCUUCCUAAGUCUGCAUAUAUCAGUGAGGUGUGGAAGGAUGGAAUCUUCGAUAGCAAAGUCGUAUUCUGUACCGGCGGUGCUGGCACUAUUUGUAGCGCUCAAGUACGGGCAAUGGUUCAUCUAGGCGCCAACGCAUUCAUUCUCGGACGGAAUGUCGAGAAAACUGAGCAAAUGGCGAAGGACAUUGCUAGAACUCGCCCUGGCGCAAAAGUUAUUGGCCAGGGAGGGGUUGACGUCCGGAGCUUCGAUAGUCUAAAAAGCGCAGCUGAGCGAUGUGUGAAAGAGUUGGGUGCAAUCGACUUCGUUAUUGCUGGUGCUGCUGGGAAUUUCCUUGCGUCGAUAGAACAGCUUUCUGUCAACGCUUUCAAAUCUGUCAUGGACAUCGAUGUUUUAGGAUCGUAUAAUACUCUCAAAGCCACCAUUCCCUAUCUCGUCGAGUCCGCAGCAAAACACAAAUGUGAUGGAAUUACUCCUUCUCCCACAGGUACAGGAGGACGAAUUAUUUUCGUCAGUGCAACACUCCACUAUACCGGAACCCCGCUCCAAACGCACGUCGCAGUUGCCAAAGCCGGAGUAGACUCGCUGUCUAACAAUGUGGCAAUUGAAUAUGGCCCUCGGGGCGUCAAUUCUAACAUAAUCUCCCCCGGGCCAAUCGGAGGCACAGAGGGAAUGCAACGUCUUUCUCGCGAGGACGAUGCAAAGGGCCAGAUGUCCGUAAUCCCGUCAGGAAGAUGGGGUACGGUGAAGGAAAUAGCGGAUGCCACCGUCUAUCUCUUCUCGGAUGCCGGAAACUAUGUCAAUGGCACAAAUCUUGUUGUGGACGGUUCUGCCUGGCGUUUCCAGAAUCAAGUCAACAAGUCUGGAUUUAAAUAUCCGGAUUUUCUCCUUUCCGGGGAAGAGGUGACGGGUGUAGCAGGGUUGAAGAAAUCGAAAUCGAAUCUUUGAUCUCUACUACUUAUGUACAGUAGAUGUGGAGGAGCUUGAAUUGCUUGGAUGCUGGGUUGAAUCAGAUAUCUGUAGUGUUUUCCCCCUUUACCUAUCUCUUUGCGUUUUGCACGCCAUUCAAUAUUCUAUAUGAUUCUUUAUUUUUACUUUUCACCGGCACCAGGUAAACAUUUAUUGAUCUAGGCUCUUAGCAGUGAUUCUUUGCACACAC